This is a messenger RNA of Cladocopium goreaui, 2024 nucleotides long. The record is from the annotation of a GenBank genome assembly. Lineage: Eukaryota; Dinophyceae; Suessiales; Symbiodiniaceae.
UGCACCGUUUCAUUCAGAUAGUAUCAUUUGCCAUGGAUGACCCAAAUCCAUGGGAUGCUUUAGAUGAUGAAGCAGACUCCGUAGAGGAGGAGGAGAUCGUAGUGGAGCCGCUGAAUGGAGAUCAGGAUGAUCCCGAACACGAUGCAGAUGAGGGAGAUGGACUGCAAUUUGAGGAGGAUGAGGACUGGAAACUCGAAGAGGAGUAUCAAGAUGAGCUGCAGGAAGAGUUCGAAGAGUUACAACACCUUGCGCAAGAGAAGGAGAAAGAAGGGGAGUCAGAGGAGGAGGUAGUACCAGGUCGAGAAGGAGACCUGAAAUUAACAGAUGUGGCGGAGGAUAUGCGUGAGGCUGUUCAAGGCAGCUUGAGUUUGAAGCGCAUCCUCAACGAGAAGUAUGGGAGCCUUGAUGAGUCUGCCAAACGCAGGCGCUUGGAGGCUGAAUCUGAGCUGGAUCCAGAGCGUCGUGAACUUCUGGACCGCUGGAAACUCACAGAGGAUCCGGCUGUCAGGUAUGUCAUCGAGACCGCCGAUUUAGAUGAUGUGCUGGAAGUGGGGCAGACAGAUUGGACUCCGAACCUGAAGGGGAUUGUCAUGCGAAAUGGCAGAGAUCCGAAGUCAGCUGCAGAGCAGGUGCAUGAAAAGCUGCUUGCAGCAAGGGAGCAAAGAUUGAUCUCUAGAGACAAGGUCACUGUCAUUGCAGCAUGGAGAGCAAGGUGGAAGCUCAAAGAGGAGGACGUUGACUCUUUGACACGUGCGAGCCACAAAGACCUUAGAUAUGUGUUGCGUCAGUAUGAUGGCAGCCGUGGUGUGCCUGAGCUUCUCGAGGAAGCGAGCGGUCAAAUAGCCGAGGAUAGCGAGAAGACUGAGGAUGCCUUGCCAGAAAGUAACGGCCUCUUUACCGUGGGCAGGUUUAACCGCCUCGAGCUCAUUGACUCUGUCGCAGAUGCGCUGGUGGUAGGUGAUGCAAACCUCACAUUUUCUGCUCUGCUGGCCGAUCACCGGGAAGGCCUUGGACAUGUCGGUCGGCUAGUUGCAACAACAUUCGAGACCCUUGACAUUCUGAGAGAGCGCUACAGUGAAAUUGACCAAACCAUCAAGUUGCUAGAGGACAAAAUGUCCGAAGUGCUUCACAACGUGGAUGGUACCAGGCUUGCAGUUGACCCACGCUUCAAGGGCAUGGAGAACAAGUUUGGUGCUGUAUACUACAACUUUCCUCACGCAGGAGUUGUUCAAGGCUUUUUUGACGGGCACCCAUUCGUGCGUUGGCGGCAUGAAAACCUGAUGCAUUUAUUCUUCAGAGCUUUGCGCGGCUUCGUGAAGAAGGGUGGCAUCGUCAAGGUGGCAUCUAAUGCAUGUGCCACUGGGGUCCGCUUCUCUGACAUUGUCAUCGGAGCGCAGAAGAGCGAGUUUGUUCACAUAGAGACCUUCCCGUUCCUGGAAUGGCAGCUCAGAAAUUACGGACGAUCAUAUGGUGAUCGCCGCGACAGAAAGAGGCGGCCUGAGGAUGGUGAGAUAUAUCGGUCUCAGAAAGCGCACAGUGAUAUGGUGUAUUGUUUUCGGUACGAGCCCUCGGGUGACGUAGUGUCGAAAGCGACUAUCCGCUACCCACCUUCCAAAGAUCAGCUGAUCGGAGCUCAAGAAGGUCGUUUGCAGCGAAUGUCAAGCCAUGAUCGCGAGCGACGCGUGCAGGAAAUCUAUGAGAUCUUCCUCACCUAUGUUCAGGGAGUCCACGUUGGAUGAGAAACUGUGUUUCUGCUGACCAACGCGCUUCAUUGGUUUGCAGAUGCUUGCAAGCCUUUCCCUUUGGAGAGUUUUGCUGAACCAAAAGUUGUCUAGCAGAGGCCCCUAGGUUCAAAACCUGGGAGUUGCUGUAUGCUGCGCAGAUAUCCUUUCUGCAAGCUGCUUGCAUCAGAUUCUGAGUCGGAAGCGGGCCGGAGCUUUAUUAUGUCGAUCAAAAAAACCUUAGUGUUCGCCAGACCUUUUUGGACAGAGUGACGCAAACGUGCACGGAUGGAUCAAGUAAGA